GAAGCUAUUUUCUACCCAUCAUGGCUGCUGUGCGCCUGUUGCAGAGGAGCCCGGUUGCCGUGGCUCAAACCGUCUGCAGAGGGUUGAGGAGUACGUCCUCCAACCGGGGCGCUCUGGAGAAGCCUCCGACGGUGAAGGAUCUCCCCCGCGUCGGCGUUUUGGAGCUGCUCUACCGGAUGGUCUUUCAGGGCUUCUACAGCCGGGCGCAUGAGCUUCAGCUAUACGAGAAGCAGCUCUACGGGUCCAUCUACAGAGACGGCAUGAAGAACGUGUCCCUGACCAGCCCCAAGCUGCUGGAACAAGUCUUGAGGAGCGACGAAAAGUUCCCUUGCAGAGGAGACAUGUCCUUUUGGAAGGAUUAUCGUGACAUGAAAGGGUUCGGCUACGGACCUUUCACAGUGUAAGUGCGAAUGACAGGACGUGUUUCCGUUGCACUGGAAUGUGAUCCCGUUCCCGUCGGUGCCCGAGCAAUAGCAAAGUCCUGUCAUGUGAGACCGUUGGGUAGAUCCAGGGACAGAAGUGGUGCCAAAAGAAGUAAAAGGGAAAAAAAACAACCAAUGAAAACCACGGGACAGAUAAG
This is a messenger RNA of Hippocampus comes (tiger tail seahorse), 580 nucleotides long. Its product is annotated as sterol 26-hydroxylase, mitochondrial-like. Gene Ontology annotation, biological process: cortisol metabolic process; C21-steroid hormone biosynthetic process; glucocorticoid biosynthetic process. Gene Ontology annotation, cellular component: mitochondrial inner membrane. The record is from RefSeq and is a predicted model, not a curated record. The transcript is spliced from 2 exons. Gene Ontology annotation, molecular function: oxidoreductase activity, acting on paired donors, with incorporation or reduction of molecular oxygen; iron ion binding; monooxygenase activity. The coding region runs from base 21 to 404 and encodes 127 amino acids. Lineage: Eukaryota; Metazoa; Chordata; Actinopteri; Syngnathiformes; Syngnathidae.